GCUUCUUAGGGACGCUGCCUAGUUCCCCGUCCGGGUAGGGCGGAAGCAGGUGGUGUCAGGAGGGCGUAUACUUCCGCUACCUGCGUCUUCCCAAAGAUGGCGGCCCCCGUGUCAGUGCAGGUGGAGUUCGGAGGUGGGGCAGAGCUCUUAUUUGAUGGUGUAAAGAAGCACCAGGUGACCUUACCCAGUCAAGAGGAGCCUUGGGAUAUCCGAAACCUUCUUAUCUGGAUAAGGAAGAACCUACUGAAAGAGCGGCCAGAGUUAUUCAUCCAGGGAGAUAGCGUGCGGCCAGGGAUUCUGGUUCUCAUCAAUGAUGCUGACUGGGAGCUGCAGGGUGAAUUGGACUACCAAUUACAGGACCAGGACAGCAUCCUCUUCAUCUCCACACUACAUGGUGGUUAGAGCAUCUGUCUUCCUCUGUCCUUCAGUUCCUCCACCUCCCAGGGACCUUCAGGGCAGAAAACAUCCCAAUUGGGGAACAAAAGAGACAGAAAUCCUCCCCCUCCCCCUUCCCCCACAGCCGGAGCAUGUGGGACACCAGGCCUCCCAUGACUUUGUCUUCAUGGGGAAGGACCCAGAGCAAAAGCACCAGGCAGCCCUGCUCUCCCGCCUCUUCCCCUUGCUGCAUCCUCCCCACUCCUUCUCCAGCCUUAGCAGCUUUCCCUCCGGGAAGGGAAAUGAGGCCAGGUACUAAAAAUGUGCUGCUUGCAGCUUGUGCGCUAGUGGAAGAAGCUACUACCACCUCCUUCCCCAAGUCUGGGAGGGGGGGUGACUCUGCCAAGACACCUGCCACAGAUUGCCCCCAUCCAUAAUCUCGGCCUCAGAAGGAGGCAGUAGUGGCCCUUCUGCCCCCACCAUUCUGCAGGCAUCUUUGUGAGCUCCCAUUCCCUAGCUUCCUGCCUCCUAGGGAGCUGGUCCAACACUCUAUACUGUGUCAUCUUGGGCAAGUCAUUCAUCACUCUGGGUUUCAGUUUCCUUGUCUGUGAAAUUGUCUUUGGAUGAUCUCUAAGGACCCUUUCAAGCUCAAGAAAUCUGUGCCUGAGCUGCCUUGCCUCAGUUUCCUCAUCUCAGAAGCCAAGGGCUCCACCUGCUUCUUCCAGUUUCAUUACUGAGCCUCAGCUGGGGGCCCCUAUUCAGUGCUGCCUCUUCCUCCUCCUUCUGCCUGGAUGCCCCCAGCUGCUCCAGCCUUGCUCCUCUGACUCCCCUAGCCCUUGACCUAGGCCUGCCCCACAGUAUACAGGCCACCAGAUGGACUCCCAGGCCCCCUCCCCCAGAGACAAAAAACUGUCGUCUGUCAUGUACCGUCUGAAGACACCUGGGCUCUGUGCCUCACUGGGGAGGGCUAUGAGUCUCUUCGCUGGGCCUCAGUUUCCUCUCCAGUGCCUAGGAUUUUACCAUUGUGAACUUAAUGGCUACCAGAAAACCAGGACACAAGACAUUGCUUUGUGACAUAUUCGGGACCCUCCAGCUUCUCUCCCCACAGCACGAAGACCCAUCUGGAAGUCAACAUGGCGGUGCCUGUAACAGCCGGCAUUGGGCAAAUAAAGGCCUUCAUGCCUGUCUUUUUUUUCUUUA
Molecule: messenger RNA, 1575 nt
Organism: Dromiciops gliroides (monito del monte)
Lineage: Eukaryota; Metazoa; Chordata; Mammalia; Microbiotheria; Microbiotheriidae
Gene: URM1
Product: ubiquitin related modifier 1
Exons: 5
Coding region: 97-402 (101 amino acids)
Biological process (GO): protein urmylation; tRNA thio-modification
Cellular component (GO): nucleus; cytoplasm
Molecular function (GO): protein tag activity
Source: RefSeq, a predicted model, not a curated record